GUGAAAUCGAAAUUGUGGCGUUUCACUUCAGCGUUAUCAAAACGAAUUAACCAGUUUACGUUAUCUUGGUGCGAGCUACUCAGUGAGUAAGGAAGGUCGGUUUUAUUUCGAUUUUCCGUAGAGACGUUACAAAAAAAAAACAAGAGCGAAACUUCGAAAAUAGACAUAAAGCUUUCUAUAACUUCGUCUGGCGUCGGUAAAAAAAUUGCAGUUUGAUCACCACAAACUGACAAAGCCAAAUCCAGAAAGUUUGUGCACCAUCCUGUUAUCGAUAUCUUGGCGUGAAGACAGGAGAUGAGUUCUGGGGAUGCAAUUGAGUCUUCUGGCGUUGUUAAUGGCUCUGCAGCAUCAGGUGGAGAUGAUAAGAAGGAUAUGAUAUAUCCAAAAACAUUUUCUGGCGUGUCGUUUGGCGAGGUGAAUCAUUUUGUGAAUGCAGAUGGUAAUUAUUUGUUUUGCAGAUAUUGGAAACCAGAAAAGGAAAUCAAAGCCUUAGUGUUUCAUGUUCAUGGUUAUGCAGAGCAUUGUGGACGAUCAAAGGAAUUGGCAAAUAAAUUGAUGGAAAUAGGAGUUUUAUCAUUUGCGCAUGAUCAUUAUGCUCAUGGAGAAAGCCAAGGUCUACGUUGUCAUGUGAUGGACUACACAAUUCUAAGCAGAGAUAUAUGGCAGCACAUUGAUUUGAUUCGACCAGGAUACCCCGAUCUCCCUAUAUUUUUAUAUGGACAUUCAAUGGGAGGUGGAUUAUCGGUACUAACAGCUCAUGAGCGACCAAACUAUUUUCGUGGUGUUCUGUUGUCUGCACCUUACAUUACACCUAGUCCAGAUACCGCUACUCCCUUCAAGUUGUUUCUGGCAAGAGUUAUAAUCAGAGUCGCACCAAAACUGAGAAUUGGGAAGCUUAAGCUAGAAUUUUUAUCAAGAGAUCAAAAACAGAUAGACAAUUAUGUGAAUGAUCCUCUGAAUGACAAUGAUGGAAUGAGAGCUGGAUUCGCCAUGCAAUUUCUUGCAAUGUCGGAUAAACUGAAAGAGAUUUUACCCAGUUUAGACAUACCUAUCUUUGCAGCACAUUCAGAAGCUGAUGGACUAUGUGACAUUGGUGGAACAAAACUUUUAAUGGAAGUCUGUAACAGCAAGGAUAAAACAUUCAAGAUUUACAAGGAUUGCAUGCAUAUGUUAGAGCAUGAAACACUGGAAUUUGUUGAGGAAUACUUCGCUGAAGUUUUGAAAUGGAUAAAGGAGAGAAUAUGAAUUUAAUGGAUAUUGCAGAAUAUUGUUGGAGCUAUAUGGUUUUUAUUUAUUUUAUAUAGUGCUGUUGUGUAAGAAAUUUGUCACCACACUAUCAUGUAAUCAAGUUUUUUAAUUAACUAUGCCAAUGGUGCCAGAGUGAUUGAAAUCUUUAACAAUUUCGAGAAGUUUGUAUUUUUUAUAUGUUAUUAGUCAACUGUUUUUAAUAUCUUAUUUAACCUCUCCCUAAGUGUCCUAGUACAGUUUAAUAGAUAUACUGAUUUUUAGUGUUUAUCCACACGAACACAUGUUAUUUGCAUUCAAACCAUAAUAAAUGCACUUCAUUUAAAAUUUUUACAAUCAUGACUAAGCUGUAUUUUGAUAUUUAAAAUGCACAAAUAUAUAAAUAUAUUAGAAUACUGGUAUGUUAGUUUUCAAACUUGCUUCACUGUAGCUUUCUCUGAGCUGAUAAGAGUACAUCUUAGUCUCGUAUGAGAUAGAUAUAAAAUAUGUUCUUCAACUCCAUUCAUUCAUGGCUCAGGCUUGAAGAUUGCAAAAUUCGUUCAUGAUUAUUUAGAUGCAAAAAUAAUCAAAGCACAUUUACUUCCUUAUCACUUCAUCAAGAUAUUUUUAAAGCGAGUAGCAGUUUUAAUCACCUUGUUAAUAUGGUGCCAAUUAUGUGUUUAAACCAGCUGUCAUUAGUUGCUGUUUCUGUUGCUGUAUAGGACUCAUUAGAAGGAACCGAAAUAUUUUAUUAGUUUUUUCAACAUGAUUUGAUUUAAAUUCUGAUUGGUUGAAAAUGAAUGUAUUUGGAAAAUUAUUCAAUUUUUGUGAAUUGAAUUCUGAUUGAUUGAAAUGAAUGUAUUUGGAAAAUUAUUCAAUUUUUGUGACAAAAGUAGUUUAUUUUGUCAAGCAUAAGUGGAGGCAAACCUCAUCUUGCCAUGUUUGACUAUAGAAAAAUAGCUAAGAUUUUUGUUUUGAAUGCUAUUUCAUUGGAUAAUUUCUUUUAAAGACAUUGACUGUUGCUUAAAUUGACAUGCCAUCACUUUUGCCUCUGAAUAGAUAUGACAGUGAAUGCGAACUGCAUGCAUAUUGAGAUUAAGGUGUAUUUUAAUUUUUUCCUCCUGAAAUGAGUGCAGUAUAUAUGUUUAAUGACCACCACCGGUGAUACAAACAACCAAACAACUAAGAUUGAGAAAACUUGAAUUUUCAUGGAUUGAAAUCUUGUGUCAUAUGACAUUUCAUGUGGUCUAAGUUGGACCUCCUCUGGCAAAGGUAAUUCAACUAGGACUAGAAAAGUGAUUGCUCGACAAUCAGGAGAGUUCAAUUAUAUUUGCUCGAGGAUCUUGGCUUUGAUCAGAUGAAAUGUACCAAAAAUAGCAAUACUCUUUGAUUCAUUGUCUAUACUUAAAAUGUUAUCAGUUUUUCUGAAGGCCUAUUGCCCCUGGAGUUAUAAAAUUUUCCAUGCACAGUUUUACCUAAAUCUAUUAUUCAAGCCAUUUUAUUGCGAAAUUGAGUCGAACAAUCAUAACAAAAUAUCAGGUUUUUAUUGUGAAAUUUAUGUUGUUGUUUUUAACAUUAUACUUAUAUCAUAUUCAUUUUUGUGUUUUGUCUGUUUUUAAAAUGUUUAACAUAUAUCCCAAUUUUUAUCUAUACACAUAAUACUGUUUGUGGGAUGAUAAACUAUCAAGUGCUGGUGGAUAUUUUACCUUUGCUGCCAAACAUCUCAACAUGCCACCUAAUUUUGAUAACACAUUGAGAAAAAAUAUCACAUUAUCGUUUUGAACCCUUGAACCCUACAUAAAGAGCAAUGCAAAUACAAUUCAAUGCUCUAGGGCAGGGGUCACCAACCUUUUCAAAGCCGAGGGCUACUUUCUGGGUACAGAUUAAGCCAAGAGCUACCAGUUCAAUGCACAGUUCUAAAAAAGUCAAUUUGCUCAAUUAGGCUUCAAUUAUUGAUCAUUAAUGAUAUUUAAUCAAGUAGAAACACUGAUAAAUUUAUGAUUCUUCAGGGAAUCAAACAUAGCAAACAAAUUACUAUCUAUGGCACUUCCAUUUUAAAACUGAGUCUUUUUCAAAUUUAUUUUAAAGUGAUCACUACAAUAAUAUCCUAGGAAACCACAUUUACACAAUGUACCGGCUUUUUUACAAAAUGCAUAAGCCUAAGAAGAAA
Styela clava is the source of this 3394-nucleotide messenger RNA. RefSeq names its product monoglyceride lipase-like. Lineage: Eukaryota; Metazoa; Chordata; Ascidiacea; Stolidobranchia; Styelidae. The record is from RefSeq and is a predicted model, not a curated record.